CGUCAUUGCAUACGCUAUCAAGAUUCAGAUCUUUCCCAUCUAUUUUCAACCCUAAACACUCUCUGUGUCUGCGAGACAGAAAUUUCAAUGGAAGAGCAAGGAAAGAGACGUCUCCGGCGGGUGGUGCUAGUGCCAGGGCCAUUCCAAGGCCACAUAAACCCAAUGCUUCAGCUGGGCAGCAUCCUCCACUCCAAUGGCUUCUCCAUCACCGUCGUUCACACCCAAUACAACUCCCCCGAUCCUUCAACCCACCCAGAUUUCAGCUUUCUUCCUUUGCCAGAUUCCUCAUCCGCCUUAACCGGCGAGUUCAUACCUUUUGCAUUGCAGCUUAACAUCAAUUCCGAAGCUCGUUUCAAGGAAUGCUUGGCUGGAGUGAUGAGGCAACUGGGCCCGGGCGAUGGAAUCGCCUGCAUCAUCUACGAUGAGAUCAUGUACUUCUCCCAAGCAGCGGCGAUGGAUCUCAAGCUUCCAAGUAUCGUCUUACGCACUGGUUGCGCUGCCAUUUCUCUAACUCGUGAUGUCCUUUUCCAGCUCAGUGCUGAAGGCCACAUUCCCUUCCCAGAAUCUAAGUCGAACGAUCCAGUUCCAGAGCUUUAUCCACUUAGGUUCAAGGAUCUACCUAUUAUGGAAAAAUUAGAAAACUUUUUGCAACUAUUGAGUAAAGCUUCCAACAUUGGAACAUCUUCCGCCAUCAUUUAUAAUACAAUUGAUUGCCUUGAAAAUUCGUCAUUGGCAAAGGUUCAACAGCAAUGUCAAGUUCCAACUUUUGCAAUAGGCCCAAUGCAUAGGUUUGCCUCGGCCUCCUAUAGUAGCUUAUUGGAAGAGGACAGUAGCUGCUUGGCAUGGCUUGAUAAACAAAGUUCUAGCUCGGUCAUUUAUGUAAGCUUGGGAAGCUCGACAUACAUGGACGCCAAAGAGCUAGUUGAGAUGGCUUGGGGGCUAGCAAACAGCCAGCAACCUUUCUUGUGGGUGGUUCGGCCAGGCUCAGUUUUUGGUGCAGAAUGGAUUGAGGUAUUACCCGAAAGUUUUAAAAAAAACAUUGACGAGAGGGGUUAUAUUGUGAAAUGGGCUCCCCAAAAGAAAAUUUUGUCGCACAGUGCAGUAGGAGGGUUUCUGAGCCAUUGUGGAUGGAAUUCAACGCUGGAGAGUAUUUGCGAAGGAAUUCCAAUGAUAUGUAGACCGUGUUAUGGGGACCAAGGAGUGAAUACAAGAUAUAUAAGCCAUAUAUGGAGAGUAGGCAUGGAAUUGGAGGGUGAAUUGGAGAGAGAUGAGAUAGAGAGAGCCAUAAGAAAACUUAUGGUUGAUGAAGAAGGGAAGGAGAUGCGGAUGAGGGGCAAGAAUUUGAAGGAGAGAAUCGAAGUUUGCACUAAAGAAGAUGGUUCUUCCUACAAUUCGUUGAAGGAGCUAAUAAAGAUGAUCAUGUCAUGUUAAUUUAACAAAUGUUUUGAUCGAAACUACUUAUUUAUUUAUUUUCUUCUGGAGGGAUCAUAUUUCUGUGAAGUAUGGCACACUAGUUUAUCAUUCCUUACUCUUCUACGUAGAGUAUUUAUUUAUUUAUUCU
Corylus avellana is the source of this 1561-nucleotide messenger RNA. RefSeq names its product UDP-glycosyltransferase 76E2. Gene Ontology annotation, molecular function: quercetin 7-O-glucosyltransferase activity; quercetin 3-O-glucosyltransferase activity. The record is from RefSeq and is a predicted model, not a curated record. NCBI's taxonomy places the organism in Eukaryota, Viridiplantae, Streptophyta, Magnoliopsida, Fagales, Betulaceae.